CAAUUCCCCGCCCCGCGGCUCGCCUCACCUCGCCGGAACCCUAGCCCCCACCGCACCCCCGCCUCCUCCGGACGAAUCCGUCCGAUCGCCCGGCUCGCCGAUCGAUGGACUCCGAUGCCGAGAUGCCGAUGUCGAGCGACGAGGAGAUGCUGGACGACGAGGACUAUUACGACUACAGCGAUAUGGGUGAGGCCGACGAGGAGGAGGAGGAGGAGGAGGAGGAGGGGGAGGAGGGCGGUGAUGGGAGCGAGGGCGGCGAGGGGGAUGGGGAGGGGGAUAGUGACGAGGAGCUGGUGGGCGGCGACUACGAGGGCCGCGAGGCCGAGGGGAGCGACGAGGUGGUCUCACGCCGCGAGCAGAGGUACAUUGUAUUAACUGAAAAGGAUAUAAAUGAACGUCAAGAGGAAGAUAUAAGCAAGGUAGCUGCAGUACUAUCGAUUCGAAGGGAGGAGGCUUGCGUUCUUCUUCAUCACUAUAAAUGGAACAUCAGCAAGUUAAGUGAUGAAUGGUUUGCGGAUGAAGAAAAAGUUCGUGAUAUUGUUGGGUUACUUUUAAAUGGAAUUGAUUUUCCUAACUCUAGCAAGCUAACUUGUGGAAUAUGUUUUGAAGGGUAUUCUUCCGAUGCGAUGAGUUCUGCUGGUUGUGAUCAUUUUUAUUGUCAUGAAUGUUGGGAAGGUUAUAUUAGUGCUGCAAUAAGUGAUGGUCCAGGAUGUUUGUCAUUGCGAUGCCCUGAUCCAUCUUGUGGUGCUAUGGUUCUUCAGGACAUGGUUAAUAAGUUAGCUAAAGAAGAUGAUAAAGUGAGAUAUGCACGAUUUGUCUUGCGUGCAUAUGUUGAAGAUAGCAAGAAGACUAAAUGGUGUCCAGCUCCUGACUGUACAUGUGCAGUGGAAUUUGUCAGUGACGGGAACUAUGAUGUUUCAUGCAAUUGCAAGUUCAGUUUUUGUUGGAACUGCACAGAGGAAGCUCAUCGACCAGUGAACUGUGAGACUGUUUCUAAGUGGGUAUUAAAAAAUAGUGCAGAAUCUGAAAAUAUGAACUGGAUACUGGCUAAUUCGAAGCCCUGUCCGAAAUGCAAACGACCAAUAGAGAAAAACCAGGGAUGCAUGCAUAUGACUUGCACUCCACCUUGCAAAUUUGAGUUCUGCUGGUUAUGUCUGGGUUCAUGGGCUGAACAUGGGGAGAGAACUGGUGGAUUUUAUGCUUGUAAUCGCUAUGAAUCAGCAAAGAAGGAAGGAGUUUAUGAUGAGACUGAAUCAAGGAGGGAAAGAGCCAAAAAUUCACUUGAAAGAUACAUGCAUUACUAUGAGCGUUGGGCAUCUAACCAGACGUCGAGGCAGAAGGCACAAUCAGAUCUGCAAAAGGCAGAAAAGGAACAACUUGCAAAAUUAACAGAUGUUUUUGGAAUACCAGAGACCCAACUGAAGUUCAUAAUUGAAGCUUGGUCACAGAUUAUUGAAUGCAGACGAGUGCUCAAAUGGACAUAUGCUUAUGGCUAUUAUCUGGACGACAAGGUCAAGAGUGAAUUUUUUGAGUACCUGCAAGGUGAAGCCGAGUCUGGUUUGGAGCGCCUUCAUCAAUGUGCUGAGAAAGACCUGCAAGCAUUUUUGCCACCGGCUGUGAGACCUGAGAAUAAUGAACCUACUACGCCAUCAUUGGCUGACUUUGGUGAAUUCCGAGUGAAGCUUGCAGGGCUGACAAGUGUAACUCGGAAUUAUUUUGAGAACCUUGUCCAAGCACUAGAGGCUGGCUUGGAGGAUGUACACUCUACUGCCCAGGGUACCACAUCUAGCAAUACCACUACUGCAACCUCCAAGAAAGCAGGCACUAAAGGCAAAUCAAAGAAGCCUCUUGCUAGGACAUCUUCUGACAACUCAGAGGAAGGCUGGCCUUGUGAGCGCUGCACGUUUAUUAACCUUCCCUCCGUGGAUGCAUGCAGCGUUUGCGAUAAGCAUAGAUACUAGAUGAAAAAUGGCUGAGAAGGCAGUGCCCUCAUAAAGCUCGAAGCUCAUGAGGUGGUGGGUGCUUACACAAAGCUCAUGAGAACAUUGUUGAUUGUAGUUCUGUUCCUAAAUUAUAUGGGGUGAGGAAGAGCAAGAGCUUCCAAGUUCCAAUGGCGUGCAGGUGAGUGAAGGUCCUUCGUGGUAGUAGAUUCCAAAAACGCUGCUGGAUCGGCUACUGGAUGGGAAGUUUGAUGGGGGUAUAUGUGGUAAUCUUUCGGUCUAGCCUAUAUAUAUUAUGUACAUAUUAGUUAUGGAGUAGUAGGUGUGUUAUUGCGUAUCUUAAGAUGACCUGAGAUGAUGUGGUGGGCAACGUUUACCCCUGGACUGACCAACUUGUGAAAGUGGAGUUGGUAGCUGUAGCUUUGUUUUAUCUAUCGAGCGGUCAUGUAAAUUACCAAAGCUCAUAAUCUAUGGUUGAUAUAUUAUGUGGAGAAAGGGUUGUUUCUGAA
This is a messenger RNA of Oryza brachyantha (malo sina), 2449 nucleotides long. Its product is annotated as probable E3 ubiquitin-protein ligase ARI8. Gene Ontology annotation, molecular function: zinc ion binding; ubiquitin conjugating enzyme binding; ubiquitin protein ligase activity. The record is from RefSeq and is a predicted model, not a curated record. Gene Ontology annotation, biological process: positive regulation of proteasomal ubiquitin-dependent protein catabolic process; ubiquitin-dependent protein catabolic process; protein polyubiquitination. The coding region runs from base 105 to 1961 and encodes 618 amino acids. NCBI's taxonomy places the organism in Eukaryota, Viridiplantae, Streptophyta, Magnoliopsida, Poales, Poaceae. Gene Ontology annotation, cellular component: cytoplasm; ubiquitin ligase complex. The transcript is spliced from 15 exons.